CGUACUUUAAGUAAUAAAGAUGCAGGCCAGCCCCUACGAGAUCGGGUAAGUUGUAAGCUGAUCGAUGAUACUACCUACAUACGUGCAUGUCCAUUCCCCAUUACGUUGACACUGUAAUACUAUCUCCAUGAGUACCUGGUUGUGCGUCGAGGUCAUGAGCCUCUGGGGCAGCUUCCGCUCAAUCAACUCCUCGGCCAUCGAGUGUGGCUCCACAGACGGACUCGACUGCGUCUGCUUGCCCUGCCAUCAAGCGUCUGGCAUCCCUAUCGGCUUUCAACACCACCACCAUAUCUCCUCCAUGUGCAGCGCUCCAGCUAAAAAUGACCCCGACACCUUCACCCAAUUCCGCGCUGGAAUGGAUCGGGUACAUCGUCUUAAUCGUGGGCGUGCUGUUCCUCGUCGGUAGUGUCGUAUACGUCUGUCGGUAUAAGAAGCCAAACGCGAACAACCUCCAACACUCGCACUUUAUGUGGGCUGAAACGAUCAAAUCUGCCGUGAGCCCAGUGUACAAGUCCAGUUCGGUGACCCCCGUGGAAGACAUACUCACAGAUGAAGGCAGCCACGCCCAAGCGUCCGUUAUGGAUGCUUUUUCGCUGUGGAAACUCGAGCCUCAUCUAUUAACGUUAACUACCCUCUUAUCCGAAUCCGAUGACAAGCAAGUUUGGCGCGGAGUAUACGAUGAUGAAGUUGUAGCUGUGAAAAAGCUGCAGCGGCACGCGACCACGGGCCCAACUUGGGCUAAGUUUGUCAACGAGAUCCACCUUAUGAUGCGACUGGACUCGCCAAAUAUCAUUGCCAUGUACGGGCUCGUGUGGUCCGUCCCCGACGACGGCAACCUGCACCUCGUGUUUGAGUUUAUGGACCGCGGCAAUUUAAGCGACUAUUUAACGCAUACCCGAACCAGCCGCAAUGUCGAUUUGUGGACAGAGAAGCUCCGGUACGCCAUCCAGCUGAUCGAGGCGCUUGUAUGCCUUCAUGAAGCCAGUAUCAUCCACCGCGAUGUCAAGUCCAAGCAUGUGCUGCUCCACAGCUCGGGGGAUGCGAAACUGACGGAUUUCGGCUGGUCGAGGGAAAUGGAUGUCCAAGUGCUGCUAACACAAGGCGCGGGGUCGUUUCGAUGGUCAGCUCCCGAGAUUUUAGAGGGAAACCAGUACACGGUGGCGGCCGAUAUUUACUCGUUCGGGAUGGUCUGCUACGAACUGGACGCCCACCAUAUCCCAUACGCCACCACAUAUCGCCCCAAGACUGUAAAACCACUCAACGAGUUUGAAAUCAUUCAAGGCGUGCGCACCCACCAGCUCCACGUCGAGUUUGAGGUGGGGUGUCCCGUAGCAGAUUUGGCCAAUCGGUGCCUGCAACACAACCCCACUGAUCGGCCUAGUGCCGCCCAAGUUAUGCAGUGGCUACUAGAUUUACAGUAAAGUGAAUGAAAACAAGUCAUAUAUGUACGAG
Molecule: messenger RNA, 1452 nt
Organism: Aphanomyces astaci
Lineage: Eukaryota; Oomycota; Saprolegniomycetes; Saprolegniales; Verrucalvaceae
Product: TKL protein kinase
Exons: 7
Coding region: 321-1421 (366 amino acids)
Biological process (GO): protein phosphorylation
Molecular function (GO): ATP binding; protein kinase activity
Source: RefSeq, a predicted model, not a curated record